Molecule: messenger RNA, 1767 nt
Organism: Pocillopora verrucosa
Lineage: Eukaryota; Metazoa; Cnidaria; Anthozoa; Scleractinia; Pocilloporidae
Source: RefSeq, a predicted model, not a curated record
CUCGGAGAACAGAAUCGAGGCUUUGCCUGACAAGAUUUUCGAGGGCGUUAAGGACCUCAAGGGCCUAAGUAUCUUUGGCAAUAAAAUACAAAAUGUCACCAGCACGACUUUCAGUCAUGCCCGGGAACUGCGAUUUUUGUUCAUGCACUACAACCUGAUGGCUGAGCUCCCCAUAGGCUUUUUUGGGCUUCUGCCGCACAUUAUCAGAGUAACUCUGGACACCAACCUGAUGUGCUGCCACCUUGAUCUUUUCAGGCAGGAUGCCGAUUGCGAAUUUGCCUUCAAUGAUAACUUCGCAAGCUGUCACUCCAUGUUCCGCAACCUUGCUCCAAGGAGAAGUCUUUGGGUUGUCGGCCUUCUCUCGUUGCUUGGGUCUGUGUUUGUAGUUGGGUGGCAAUAUUUCUUCCCUGAUAACAAUAUGGUCCAGUCUAUUAUGUUGGUAAAUCUUGGUAUUUCAGACGGCAUCAUGGGUAUUUACCUCAUCAUUAUAGGUAUAAAAGACCUGCAAUGGUCAGGGGAAUACUACCUGCACGACUAUGAGUGGCGCACCGGCUGGUUUUGCCAUUUCAAUGGCGCCAUGUCUGUCCUUUCAAGCGAGGUGUCUGUUAUGAUGAUUUCUCUGAUUGCAUGGGACAGGCUCAAGAACAUUGUGUUUCCUUACACGUUUGCAAAAAUUACACCAAGGCAGACCCGUAUUAUGUGCGCAGUUAUCUGGCUGGUGGGAGGCAUUAUGGCAUUCCUUCCCUUGUCUGGAAUGCGAUACUUUGGUGACUGGUAUUAUGGCAAGAACGUGGUGUGCCUGCCACUGCAACUUUCCCCGCAGUUACAAGAAGGCUGGGAAUUCUCCACUUCCAUCUUUAUCAUUUUCAAUUUUUCUCUUUUCAUCUUCAUUAUGAUUGCUUAUCUUGCCAUCUUGUUGAAAUCAUGGUCGUCGAGCAGACGGCUGGGUGCGCAUGGAACUGUUCGUGAAAUACGAGCAAGAGCACAAAGCGCACAGGCUAAAAGGGAAAGAGCACUUGCCAAAAGAGUCUUCUUCAUUAUUCUGACCGAUUUCCUGUGUUGGAUACCAAUCAUUGCUAUCGGCAUCAAGUCGCACGUCGAGAAAACGUUUGAUCCACCUGGUGAUCUGGCAGUGUGGAUUGCAGUGUUCGCCUUGCCGAUCAAUUCAGCUAUCAACCCACUGCUGUACACGCUUUCUACUCCACAGGUGCAAGCUGUGUUGAAACCAAAACUGAGGAAACUGUGGUUCAAUGUUCGAUCUAUUUUCCGAAGUGGACAAAAUCAAGAAGCGGAAGCAGGAAAUGAUCAGCAGGGACAGAUUAUGAAUGAAGAACACGCCAACAACGAAGAGGGAGAGCAGAUUGAAAUGCAAGAAAUAGAGCACAACGAAAUCCCGGAAGUGGAAGCUCCUGAAUCGCCUUUUCUGCAACCAGCUAUGGAACAAGCCUGUGGAGGAGAUGAGACCCCAUCUUCUUCCGAUUAUGAGGAUGAUUUUGACAUCCGACCAGCCACUGAAAAGACUGUCGAAGGUCAGAAAGGAGAGAAAAAGCGUGAGCCUGAACAGCCAAUUGAAGAAGAAUCUAAGGAGCAGGUGGAGAGUGAAGAGAUUCCGAUGCCAAGUGACGAAGCUGAAAACGUCGAAGAAGAAGACAAGAAAGUGCUUGAGCCUGACAUGGACACGGAAGAGGAAGUAAAAGAGACCUUCAUGGUUGGAGAAAAGAACAGAAGGAUUUAAGUGAUAGAAAAAGCAAUUCUAGUAAUAAUUAU